CUUCAGAGAAUGCCGAUCGGUAUGACCUAACAUCUACAUGAAUGAGACAGAAAGGUUGGAAGAUUAGAAUGUUUAUUGAUUUGGUUACAUCAACACAGGAAUGAGUGGAUAUUUUUUCCAGUACAUAACUGUUGUGGUCCGAGAUUUUAUUUUCUUCCACAAUGAUGUACAGUCUACCACCAUAGCUGUAGCCAUUGCCAGCUCUUUGUGCUGUUCCAUUGUGUGGGCUAUUUGUCACUUGCUGACCAUCGGGUCCUCCUCCCGUAAAGCCAACAAAAAGAGGGCUACUGCCCACACUACUGGUCAUGCCGGGGCUAAAACCAAACAGAGGAAAACACCCAGAAAUUCCUCAAGUUCUGAAGAUGAUGUCAUUAUUAGUGAGGAAAUUGAAGUUCCCUGUGUUCAGUGUGGGCAGUACAUAGCAGAUUAUACCUGUAGAUUUGUUACAUGUAACAUUUGUUGUCUAGCACCCUCAUCAUGCUCUACUCAUCAUGUAUCAGAAAACAACAGAAGACCUUACAACACAAAGAAGAAAGGAAUGACAGAAAUAAAUUUAAGCAACAGAGAAAUCACAGAAUGCCCCUACAGAAUGGGGUACAUUGGUUCUCAGUUGACCCUCCUAAACCUGUCCCACAACAAUCUGAGUCAUAUCCCAGCAGAGAUAGGCUGUCUGAGGGGUCUACAGGAGUUACUGCUGAACAACAAUAACAUCACCUCUAUACCAGACAGUAUUGGUUCUUUAGUCAACCUUAAAGUGUUGAAGUUGUCACAUAAUCAUCUUAUAGGUCUAGCAGAAUCACUAACUAGUUUGUCUAACCUUGUUCAUCUUGAUGUUCGAAAAAACAAACUACAAUCACUGCCCUCUGGAAUGGGGAGCCUGGUAAAACUGUCGUGUCUAAAGAUGGGCUCUAAUUCCAUAUCACAUAUACCAAAGAAUUUAUACAAAUUGACACAUUUGAAGGUUUUGAAAUUUGAAAAAAAUAGAAUAGACAGUUUGUCAGGAGCUGUCAGUAACCUGUUGGAGCUGGAGUAUCUCAACUUGUCACACUGUCAGCUAUCUACAAUUCCCAGAGAGCUGGGCUCCUGUAGUGCACUCCGAAAAAUUGACAUUUCCCAUAACAGAAUCACAGAUAUACCUGCACAUCUUGGCCAGCUUCGUGAUUUGACCAGACUGAAUCUAGCAGGAAAUAAUCUGCGAUACAUUCCAUCCACUCUGGUGCUUGGCACCAUUGCAGACUGUAAUGUUUCAGAUAAUGACUUCAUCUCAAAUGAGCAUUCCAUAACAAGUAUUCCAAUGACAAGUAAAAUUCCACCACUGCUGGAGUUAAGUGCCAGAGCUACUGUACACAAUCAUUCUAUGGAUAAAAUUAAAGAAUUGCCACAGUCUUUACAAGACAUGAUCACAAAGAGAAAGUACUGUGUGAAUUGUUACAGGCCAUGUUUUGUGACUUUCCAAAUGACCUUGACAUUCCAGCAGUUAUCCAAAACAGACAUUCCCACAGUGUCUUUAAGGUGCCUGUCAUGUACAUUGAGUCAGUGUUAAAGAUAAAUUUCACUUCAUUUUCUACAAAUCUAGUCAUACCAUUUUUCUGUGAUUUGUGUUAGUGAUUAUUAAUUGUAUUAUUUUUUAUGAAUUAUAUUUUUUUUUAUUAUUAUUAUUGAAAGGCUGCUUCAUAAGAUGCACAUAUAUUUUUAAAAUGCUAUUCGAAGCACAAGUAGCUGGUCUACAGGUUUUAUAGUUUCAGUGGAGAUCUCUGUUUUAUGGGGGAAAAUGAAAUGCAAUGUCAAUGCAUAUUUACCUUUGUACUACCUAUCUAGUCAUUUAUAAUAUAGUCUAUGUUCAUGCCAAUUUUAAUAUCCUUCUUAUUUAUAAUGCUGAAAACUUGCACUUUUAAAUAUCUUUUUUCCUAUUUGAGAGAGGUACUGAAUAACAUAAUUUUUGCAAUUAAAAUAUUUGGUGAUCUUCCAAGGUUGCUUUCUGUUCCAUGUUUAAUUUUUUGGUGGAAUUCUGCAAUAGGAAAGAUAAAAGGUUGAAAUAUUCACGAUCUUAGGUUUUAAAAUUCUUGCUGAACUGCAAAAUUGGGCAUUAACAGAAAUAUCCAUCAAAAAUUAGUCUCUCAUUUUCAUUACAAAAAUAUUACAAUUUUCCCCUCUGUUUUUUUUUUUUUUGUUUUGUUUUCCUAUAGCUAGUAAAUAUUAAGAAAUGUAUUGAAAUGAUUUAUGAAAGCUCUUAAUUGCCAAUAAUUGAAUUUUAUG
Molecule: messenger RNA, 2256 nt
Organism: Saccostrea cuccullata (small rock oyster)
Lineage: Eukaryota; Metazoa; Mollusca; Bivalvia; Ostreida; Ostreidae
Product: leucine-rich repeat protein SHOC-2-like
Exons: 13
Coding region: 101-1543 (480 amino acids)
Molecular function (GO): protein binding
Source: RefSeq, a predicted model, not a curated record